This is a messenger RNA of Candidula unifasciata, 615 nucleotides long. The record is from the annotation of a GenBank genome assembly. NCBI's taxonomy places the organism in Eukaryota, Metazoa, Mollusca, Gastropoda, Stylommatophora, Geomitridae.
AAUGCGUCUUCAACAAAGCUCGAGUGAUUGACGAAACGCCUAUGGUGAUCACUGCGGUAGCGGGGUCGUUGGCAGUGCUGCCGUGUAGUGUGGAUCCCAGGUACACGGAACAGUACGCCGAUCAAUACAAGGUGAUGUGGGUGAGCCCUCUGGAGACUGUGAUCAGCCUACAAGAUCGGCGUUUACUCAACGACAUGCGCAUUAGCGUGGAGAGACCGUUCAUGAAAGACUGGAACCUUCACCUGAGAAAUGUCAGCGUCACUGACGCCGGCGUCUACAAAUGUCAGAUCAAUACAGAUCCCGUGGGCACUAAGAAAAUCAACUUGGUUGUCACAGAGCCUCCCAGAAUCAUUGAUCACACUAUGCCCACGGACAUCGAAAAGCCGGAAGGAGAGAUGGUGGAACUGUUCUGUAAUGCUACAGGAACUCCACAACCAGAGAUCUCCUGGUAUCGUCUCCAUAAGAAGGGCAAUGGGGUGCGAGAACGUGUGGGUCAGACAGGAGAAUCUCUGGUCAUACACAACAUAUCCCGCAUGUGUGGCGACACCUACGAAUGCGUGGCCAGUAAUGGCGUGGAGCCAGCGGCCAGUCAAACAUUUAAAGUGACCGUCUUCU